AUGGAGGAGCUCCGGGAGGCCAUCCGCGCCACUGGGGGCUUGUUCAGCACGGCCAAGGCCGCCCGCAUUUUCAAGUCCGUCGACACGAAAUCCAAAGGAUUCAUCGACGACUCCCAAAUUCCCAUGCUUCAAUUGACCAAACUCCGGGGGGAGUUUAAGACAUGGUUGGCGGAGUACGACAAAGAUGGAGACGGUAAGAUAAGCGCGGAGGAGCUCCGGGGAGCCAUUCGUGCCAGAGGCAGUUGGUUCAGCAAAACCAAGACGAACCGGGUUUUGGGUGCGGUUGACAAGAAUUCAAAUGGACUUAUCGAUGAGCAUGAGAUCCACAUGCUUAUGAUUUUUGCAGCCAAACAACUAGGUUUUAAGAUCGUCUCUCGUAAUUAG
Messenger RNA from Salvia hispanica, 384 nucleotides. The record is from RefSeq and is a predicted model, not a curated record. NCBI's taxonomy places the organism in Eukaryota, Viridiplantae, Streptophyta, Magnoliopsida, Lamiales, Lamiaceae.